This is a messenger RNA of Triticum dicoccoides, 2743 nucleotides long. RefSeq names its product protein MLN51 homolog. Bases 129 to 2225 code for a protein of 698 amino acids. Gene Ontology annotation, biological process: mRNA processing. The record is from RefSeq and is a predicted model, not a curated record. Gene Ontology annotation, molecular function: mRNA binding. Lineage: Eukaryota; Viridiplantae; Streptophyta; Magnoliopsida; Poales; Poaceae. Gene Ontology annotation, cellular component: exon-exon junction complex. The transcript has 12 exons.
UUUCCGUUCCACGAGUCCACCCCUGUCCCCUGCUCCCGUCUUCCCUUCGAUUCGAACUCCCCUCUGACCUCUCCCCACACCGCGACUCAAAUCUAGGGUUGCUUCGCUCGCUCUCCUCCGCUCCGCCCAUGGCCGACCCGCCGCCCCCGGACGCGCACCCGGAGCAAUCCCCCGCCACCGAGAAGCCCCCCGCGGCGCCUCUGACACCCGAACCCGAGGAUGCGGCGGAGCAGGAUGUCGAGUCGGAGGUGGAUGAGGAGUACGUGAGCGACCCCGACGACGCUCUCCCGGAGAUGCGUCGCCGGGAGGCCAGCGACGACGAGGGGUCCGAGGAAGGUAGGCGGCCUCCCAGGGCGCGGAUCGACCCCGACCACGACGACGACGGCCAAGGUGCCCCGGAGGAUUACGAGGGCGAAGUGGAGGAGGAGGAGGACGAGGACGAGGAAUACUACGAUGAUUUGUUGGAUGAUGAGGAGGUGGGCGAGGGGCUCGAGGAGGAGUAUGAUGGCCACGCUGUGCCGCCCAAGGAGGUCGCCGCCGGCCAGGGGGAGGCGGACGAGAAGCCUGGGGAGGAGGGAGCUGAGGCUGAGGCUGAGGCUGAGGCUGACGGCGAAGAGAAGAAGGAGCAGGAGCCGUUCGCGGUGCCCACCUCCGGCGCGUUUUACAUGCAUGACGACCGGUUUCAGGAGGACGGCCGGGGCCGACGCAGGCGAAUGCUUGGUGGGAGGAAGUUAUGGGAUGCUAAAGACGAUCAAGCAUGGGUGCAUGACAGAUUCGAGGAGAUGAACGUGCAUGAGGAGUGCUAUGAAGAUAAGCGAAUGUCAAGAGGCCGUUUUAGAGGUCGUGGUAGUGGAGGUAGGACUAGAGGCACUGCCCAUGGAUUUUCAAGAGGAGGGAGGUACCACAGUUAUCACGAAGAUAGCGACAACCAAAAUCAUAGUGAAAACCAGAACCGGCCCCAAAAGAUUGUCCGCGGGAGAGGACCCAGACGUUAUGACACAAUUGCAAAGAACAACCGAGAUGUUGUCGGGUUCCAACGUAAACAACCAACAAGAUCUCGCGAACUGGUCGCUCAUUCUGCAGCGGCCAGAGAGCCUGGCCAAAUUUCAAAUGCACAUUCGGAAGCAGUUCCUGCUAAAAAGAAUGUUGUCAAUUCAAGCUUAAAUUCUGCGUCACCACCAUUUUAUCCCUCUGGUGCCUCAAACCAACUGGGAGCUCAAAGAAGGGACAUACAACCAGGAGGUUCAAAUAAGGUUCAUCCAUCUUCCAUGAAGAUGGAUGACAACAUGAAGCUACAAUCUGGUCCAGUAGUUAGAGGGAAAGGAACCACGGACUAUGGUGGACGCGAUAGGUUUCAUGCCGAGGGUCCUGUUAGACCAUCUCCUGCAAGAAGUGUAGGAGGAUCAUCAUACUCAUCAGGGUUUGCAUCAUCAUCAAUUAAUUCUGGUCAAUCCCCUAAUAACAGGGCUCAAGGGGGAAAUGCAAGCAUUGGUGUUCCUUCACAUAAUCGGCCCACACCAUCAUUUCAGCAAACUUCUAGAGUUUCUACGCAACAGCAAAAUCAUACCUCAAUUAUGCACCAGAAGUCAGGCCAAGCACCUAGUCAAGCUGCAAUGAGAAUCCCAACUCAGCAGGUGAGCCAUCGGACGGGCAAUGCUUCACCAAGUGCUCAGCACCUACCUGCUAGAUCAACUGAAAGUGACGAGAAUGGUUCAUAUCCUAGUUCAAAUCAAUCCAAGACAUCUGAGGUGGAAAAAACCAACAAAGAAACUGGACGGGGCUCCUUCAUGUAUGGUGGAGCCCAGGUUAUUGGGGCUGCUGGUCUUGCCCAGGGCGAGCAAAAUUUUCCUGGCACCCCAGCUCUCCUGCCAGUGAUGCAAUUUGGCGGCCAGCAUCCAGGUGGGCUUGGAGUUCCUACUGUUGGUAUGGCCCUCCCUGGCUAUGUGGCUCAGCAGCAGCUGGGAAGGGGAAAUAACGAAAUGGCGUGGUUACCACUAUUGGCUGGUGCAGCUGGGGCUUUUGGAGGAUCAUAUCCACCUUACAUUACCCUUGAUCCAAGCUUUUACUCUAGGUCUUCAGGACAGACGUCGUCGUCAGUUCCAUCCAGGGAAGGUAAUGUUAACCAUGGGGCUAAAUCUCCUCCCCAAAACGAUAUUGUGACUGAAGAGCUUGAUCAGCGCCAGAACAAGCAUAGGAGAUACUCAGAGAUGAACUUCAGUCAGUGAAGCACCCUGUAAGGUGAAUUUCAUCUGAAUAAGCUGCUUACGGCCCUGUUGUAGGCCCUUUGUGAUCUCUGGUUAUGAUCUGAGCAUUUUGGGUGGCUUGGUGUCCUAAAUUAUAUUAGGUCUUAUAGAUGCCUGCUCGUGCUGUAGUUAUCUGAUGGGGGUCGCUUCACAGCAGAGCAGGGGGUGCAUUUGUUGCUUGAGUUGUGGUGUUGCUUGGUCGAAAUGGCUAAUUUGUUGGUGGCAUCUGAAGACGUGAGCGGUUGUUGAAGAGAGGUUUGAAUAAUGAUCUGUGUUGAUUGAUAAAGAAAGGCAAGAAUGGCUUUUAGUACAUUUUGUUAGUGACUCGAGUUUAUGUCGGUCUGAGUUCUGAUGUACCUAUGUAUCUAUCCUCCAAUAGUGGUAUUGGCAAGAGCAAGUGGCUUUGUUGCUGCAGUUUGUAUCUUUUGGAGUAUGUGGGAAUGUGGGUGAGAUUUGUCAAUUUUGUGCCUGAUGAGUGCCCAAUCGAUUGUGUUCAAUUG